UUAUUUAAGUCUCUACUCCUCCCCCUCUCUAUCUCUCUCUUUCUCUCUAUCUUCUUCUUCUUCUUUUUUUUCCCUUAUUUCCUCCUAUAAAAUACCUCACCAUCUUGGAGCUAGUUUCUUCUCUCUCUCUCUCUCUCUCUCUCUCUCUCUCUCUCUCUCUCUCUAUAUAUAUAUAUAUAUAUAUAUACUCUUCUGUUUAUGUUUGGGUCCUUUUAAGUACUAAGGUGCAAUAAUUAACCAUACAUGGAGGAUGCUGCAGUGGUGAACAUGAGGGAGGAGUGCAUGGAUUUGCCCCCAGGGUUCAGAUUCCACCCCACAGAUGAGGAGAUCAUCACCCACUACCUCUCUCCAAAGGUUGUGAACCCUAGCUUUGGUGCAAGAGCCAUGGGAGAGGUGGAUUUGAACAAGUGUGAGCCAUGGGAUCUCCCAAGCAAGGCCAAGAUGGGUGAUCAGAAGGAAUGGUACUUUUUCUGCCAGAAGGGGAGGAAAUACCCAACAGGGAUGAGGGCCAACAGGGCCACAGGAGCUGGGUAUUGGAAAGCCACAGGGAAGGACAAGGAGAUCCACAGAGGAAAAGGAGCUACUGCUGCUCUUGUGGGCAUGAAGAAAACCCUAGUUUUCUACAAGGGGAGAGCUCCCAGGGGAGAGAAAACCAACUGGGUCAUGCAUGAAUACAGGCUUGAAGGACCUCUCUUUUAUUACUCCAACCUCCCCAAAUCUUCAAAGGAUGAGUGGGUUGUGUGCAAGGUUUUCCACAAAAGCGUAGGAAUCAAGAGAAGCCCAGUGCAUGGACUUGAAAGUACCAACUCUUUGGGAGAUGAUCAUUUGCUUGACUCCACUAUGGUAUCACCUCUGAGGGAUUCAUUCAACUACAACCCUACUUCAAGCUACAUCGAUAACAAGAGCUUCGAGUUCAAAGCAAUUCCCACAAGCUCUUCGUUGACGCCUUCGUACUUCAACACCGCAACGGCUAUGGAGAAUACACCACAUGGCAUCAACUAUCAAGCGAACUACGGAAGCCCGACUUACAGUCCAUCAUCAUUGAUCUACCCUCCGAUUCAUCGGUCGGGCUCUUUCUUCUCCUUCCCUGGAUUGAUCGACAUGAGCCACUUACACCACGAGGAAGCCACGGAGAGGCAGUGGAAGGCAGAGCAGCACGCGAACCAGCCGAUGGUUAGCACAUCGAGAGACACAGGAUUGAGCACCGAUCACAACACCGAGAUCUCUUCAGUGAUCUCGAAGCACUACGAUGAUCUUGAUGCCCCUUCUUCUUCUGAGCCUGUUAUCGAUAUCGAUAACAUUUGGAAAUACUGAAUUAAAUUGGAUUGACUUGUGACUUGGCCCCAUAUAUAGGUAAUUAGGAUCUUCUCUCUCAAAUAGUAUUUUCCUGUAUAUAGCACUUCUAAUUAAAUUGACUAGUACAUGCCGAGGUUAGUAACUUAAUUAUGUAGAGGAUUGAGAAUUAAUUAUGUGUGACCAAUAUUGUAAAUUUGUUAUUUUGUUUAGCAGAACUCAAGAGUGCUACAUAUUUGACUGUAACCUUGUUAUUGUGUAUAAUUAGAACUCAUGAUAAAUAUGACAUGCAUACCAUAUAUUUUAGCAAUUUA
Molecule: messenger RNA, 1607 nt
Organism: Ananas comosus (pineapple)
Lineage: Eukaryota; Viridiplantae; Streptophyta; Magnoliopsida; Poales; Bromeliaceae
Product: NAC domain-containing protein 100-like
Exons: 3
Coding region: 244-1314 (356 amino acids)
Biological process (GO): regulation of DNA-templated transcription
Molecular function (GO): DNA binding
Source: RefSeq, a predicted model, not a curated record